Molecule: messenger RNA, 2848 nt
Organism: Drosophila eugracilis
Lineage: Eukaryota; Metazoa; Arthropoda; Insecta; Diptera; Drosophilidae
Exons: 5
Coding region: 314-2419 (701 amino acids)
Biological process (GO): negative regulation of extrinsic apoptotic signaling pathway via death domain receptors; protein K48-linked ubiquitination; proteasome-mediated ubiquitin-dependent protein catabolic process
Cellular component (GO): cytoplasm; plasma membrane
Molecular function (GO): ubiquitin protein ligase activity
Source: RefSeq, a predicted model, not a curated record
AUAUAUAUAUGUAUAUUUAUAUAUAUACGUAUAUUUUGCCUGGCCUAGCCUGAUAAAAAAUUAUAAAAAUCAUUGUGAGCCCAGGCAGUUGCCUAUGAUUAAGUCUUGAGUUAAUCCCCAGACCUCUAAAUCGAAACACCGACAGGUGAAAAUGAUAGUCGUGUGCCGAGUAUUGACUGUAAAGUGAUUCACGGCGUUGAGUUGACAUUGAAAAACAAAUGCAAUGCCAGCACAGUGGGCGUAAAGGGGAGAAGUUGCCAGGAAGGCAAGGACACGGUCGAUAGGAGCAGCUGCCCACUGUCCAGUGACCACGAUGCCCUGCGAAAGCUGCAGCGUGGAAUUUACUGUGUUUCGUCGCAAGCGCGCUUGCUUCGACUGCAAACGUUACUAUUGUGCCAACUGCAUUGUGUCCAGGCGCUGUCAGCGAUGCUCGGUCUUCGCACAGCGCCCUCUGCUAAGGACAGACCUAUUAAAGCUCAAACCCAAGGACCUGAUUUUCUAUCUGCAGUCGAAACACAUCUCCACUGAAGGCUGUCUAGAAAAAGAGGAACUAGUAGGCCUUGUCCUCACUCAUGUGGCCCAGGUGGACAGGAACCGAGGUUCAAAUGCCUCGUCCAACAGUCCGGGUCGUGGCCAGGCCAACCCGAUCGAUAGCCUCAAACAGUCGUGCCAAAACUUCUUCUCCAACCUGAGCGACAAUAUUAGCGAUUCGCUAGCCUCGUUCGAUACCAAGGUUGCAGCAAAACCUCCAGAAAACAGACAGCCAGAGGCGCCAACACACAUCUUUGAGCAGCCGCGGGUGUCAACGCGAGAGAUUCCCACAUAUGCCAGUGCUGUAAAUGGCGGACCACAACGCGUUCAUGUGCAUCAGGGUGCCACCACUACUAAUGGGGAUAGCCAGAGCAGCAGUAGUCCCUCAACUUCCACGCAGGCAUCGAAUAAUCGCGAUGCCAGUAAUAGCAGCCAGGCCCAGGAGGCCAAACAAGAGAAAGAAACGAAAGAAGACCAUGGGGAGACGCAUAGCAACUCCGAUUGCGAGUGUUCAGAUGAAGAGAUUAUGGCCACGUUCAGCGAGCGCGUUUCGUUGUCGCUUAAGACCGAUACCAGCGGUCCAGGGGUCAAUACCCGCCCAGAUCCAAGUCCCGCUGGCAAUGCGACUGCAGACGGCUGUCCUGAAGGCACCACAACAGCUAGUCCAGGCUGCUCUAAACCGGGCUCGAGCAGUUCCAAAGCAGAUGCCUCAUCACAGUCUAGUUUUGAAGAGCUGGGUGCAAUUGGCGGCAUCUCCGACGAGAGCAAGGCCACCACAGACACCAACAGCAGCCACCUGGAUCAGUGGCAGGUGCUAGAGGUGAACAGGAUAGAGGCGGUGGAAGAGACGCCGACCACGAGUGCCGCCGAGGAGAUAUUGGAGGUGACGUUGCGCAGCAGACCGGCGGUCGAAGGGGACGAAAGUCAGUUGGGUGAGAGCACACAAACGCUGAACAUAGAACAGCGCCCGGCCAAUCCAAGUCCAGCGUUCCAUCCCGCCGUGCCACAGCGCACAAAAAAGGUCACCCGCCGACGAUCCGAUGGUUACUUGAAUCGCCGCUACCAUUCCAGCGAUGACGAGUCCCCAGUAGCACCAGGUGCACCGGGUCUCAGUCUGGGACUUUCGACGCUGAGCGAACAGCCGGAACAUGGCCUACAUGCGCACUCCCAUCGCCAAAGUUGCCAGCGCUGCGGUAAGAACAAGACAAACAUCCGUCGGCAUGUGGAGAAAAUGCGACGCCAUCUGGAGAACUCACAAAUGUCCGAAGAGGACAUUAAACGGGAGCUGCAAGAGUUCCUUACGUACCUGGAGCAGCGUACCAAAUCGGUGGAUGCCUCCGAUGCGGACAGUCAUGCGGUUUCUCCUCUCAGCGUGGAUGCGAUUAGUGUGGCCGCUGGCGGAAGAUCUCCAGACAUGCCUAUCACGCCGACCAUUGAGUUCUCGCCCACGCAAGAUGAAGAUAUCCGCUGGGACGAUGACGAAGGCAUCCAUGUGUAUGCGGCACCGUCGGACUUUGAACCCGCCGCAUGCAUUGAUUCACGUUUCGUCAAUUUGGAAGACUUUGAGGAUUUAAAAGACUUGGAGGGUUUGACGGUGAAGCAGUUGAAGGAGGUGCUCAUGCUGCACCGCGUCGACUACAAAGGCUGUUGCGAGAAACAAGAGCUGCUCGAUCGCGUGAGCAGGCUGUGGAAAACUAUGCGAGAGUGCCCAGCUGUGGAGAAACUGGCCACGGACGAACUCUGUAAAAUCUGCAUGGACGCGCCAAUUGAGUGCGUAUUUCUAGAGUGCGGACACAUGGCGACCUGCACAAGCUGCGGAAAAGUUCUGAACGAGUGCCCGAUUUGCCGACAAUAUAUUGUACGAGUUGUAAGAUUUUUUAGAGCAUAAUGAUACGGCCAAUGAUGACUGGACAAGGUUAGAGUUACUGGAAGCCACUAAAUAGGCUUAAACAGUGGAAGUGUACAGCUGUACAGAAAAAUCCGGAUGAUGGGAUUACAACGUAUCUGUUUCCUUAAGCGACGCGAGUGCAACAAUAAUGUUAAUUUUAAUAUUUAGUUCUAUUAUGUAGCAUGUUGCCAGUAUAUAUGCGUAUAUAUAUAGUGUACACCCCUGAUACCGCUUUUAAAGUGUAUUUAUCUAUUUCAAAUGUGAAAUACUUUUGCUAUUUAUUUUGUUUGUUCUUGUUGUUUGUAUAAAAACGAGAGGUUAUUUAGAUCAACUAACAUUCCUAUAAGCCGCAAAAAAGAUUAAAUCUGUUAUUAACAGUUGUGAAAAACUCGUCUAGAUGCGCAUUUAAACAAUAAAUAUUUUCAAAUA